Penicillium waksmanii is the source of this 1497-nucleotide messenger RNA. Its product is annotated as 25S rRNA (adenine645-N1)-methyltransferase. NCBI's taxonomy places the organism in Eukaryota, Fungi, Ascomycota, Eurotiomycetes, Eurotiales, Aspergillaceae. Gene Ontology annotation, molecular function: rRNA (adenine) methyltransferase activity. Gene Ontology annotation, cellular component: nucleolus. The transcript has a single exon. The coding region runs from base 1 to 1497 and encodes 498 amino acids. Gene Ontology annotation, biological process: rRNA methylation; ribosomal large subunit biogenesis. The record is from RefSeq and is a predicted model, not a curated record.
AUGUUCGCCGUCCCAGGAUGGUCGGUCGCCAGCUCUGCGCUAAAGUCACAGACCGCGCAGGCGCCCCCAGCCCAAAAUGAGUCGCAAGCAGGCAAGGAUGCCCCAACAAAUGCGAAGAACAAGAAGCGCAAGCGUGGGAAUGACCGUGUUACCGCCGGCAAUGUCGAUGAUAUGUAUCGCAGGCAUAUCGAGAAGUCCGCUCGCAAGCCUGCCAACGAUAAAAAACGCAAGGAUGACAAGCAAGCUCCUGCCCCCUCCCCGAAAACGACAGAUGAAGCCAAUGCCGAAGCCGAAUCCGAAGCCGUGAAGCCCAUCGCCGACGAGACCGCGCAAGAUGAGGGAAAGCAAACAAAGAAGCAGAAGAAGAACAAGAAGAAGAAGGACAAUGAGAACCAAGCAGACAACAAGGACGCUGCAACAGCCCCCUCUAAGGAGACCGCUGCGGCUUUGGAUUCGCUUGCGCCGCCCCCGGAAACUACGGCGACGCUUACACCUCUUCAGCAAGCCAUGCGCCAGAAGUUGGUUUCCUCUCGUUUCCGCCACCUGAAUGAAACCCUCUACACAACGGAUUCUUCCAAGGCCGUCGAGCUGUUCAAUGCGAACCCGGAGCUUUUCGAUGAAUAUCACGCUGGAUUCUCUCGCCAGGUGAAGGAGUCCUGGCCUUCCAACCCCGUCGAUGGUUAUAUCCAGACCGUUCGGCGUCGGGCUGCGGUCCCUGUCCCCAAGAGGGGCCAGAAGCCUCAAGCAAACCGGGCUCUGCCUAUGCCCCGCCGACCCAAUGGCGCAUGCACAGUUGUCGACUUGGGCUGUGGUGACGGCCUCCUUGCUCGCACAUUGACCCCCUCCAAGAGAAGGUUGAACCUGAGGCUCAACAGCUAUGAUCUCCAGUCCCCCGACCCACUUAUCACGAAAGCGGAUAUCUCCAACCUGCCAAUGGAAGAUGGCUCCGCCGACGUUGCGAUCUUCUGUCUCAGUCUGAUGGGAACCAACUGGGUCUCCUUCGUCGAAGAAGCCUGGCGUGUGCUGCGCGGCGAUGGCAAGGGCGAGUGCUGGGUCAGUGAGGUGAAGAGUCGAUUCGGCAAAGUUACCCGCAAGAAGGCCCAAAUCGGAGCCGUGAAGCCGCUCAGCAAGGCCGACCAAAAGAAACAGAAGAAGAAGGGAGGUAACGAAUCCGAUCUAGAGGAAGAAGAUAUCUACGCUGAAGAUGCCCGCCCAGCCAAUCAAAACGACGAUACGGAUAUCUCGGCGUUUGUCGAGGUUUUCCGGUCCCGUGGUUUCGUUCUUCGCGAGGAAUCCGUCGACAAGUCUAACAAGAUGUUUGUCAAGAUGGAAUUUGUGAAGGGAGGAGGUGCCCCGACCAAGGGUAAACACGCCACAGGGCUGAGUGCUCCGGCUCCUGGAACCAAGAAGCGCUUUGUCGACCGUACGUCGGAUAAUGGCAUGACGCCCGAGCAAGAGGCACAGGUUUUGAAGCCAUGUGUGUACAAGAUCCGUUGA